UUUAAAAGCUUUGCUGACAGCGUCAAAUCAAACCACAACUAACUCGGUUGGAUGUCUUUUUUUUCGUGCAUGUGUGUGUGAGUUGGCUGGUGGUUAAUGUGGGGGGACAUUGCUGUAAGCACAUUUCUGUCUGCUGGAACUUGUUCAGACUUUGUUAAAAACUACUUUCACAAAGCUAUUAAAUCCCGAUAGUGUUUGUCUGCACCACAUCCUGGUACGAUAAAGCUACUGCUGUCAGAGCCUUACAGACAAUAUUUCAUUUAAUUUCAUAAUACAGGCAUUAUUAGAGGGCAAAGUGCUUGAGCGGGACUGAGCAAUUGAUCACAGUUUUUGAGAGUAUUUCUCUCUUUUGGGACUUGCAAAGCAGGAAAUGUAAAAAGCAAAGUGGAGCCAAAAAUACACUUUCACAUUCAGCAGAUAAAAGCCAUUAUUCUGGUUUGGUCAAAGUGCACAGACAUGCGAGGUGCAGCUGCAUGACAGAAAAGUGUGAAAACCAGAAGAGCUUUUCCUGCCUGACAGCCUCUCACACACUCAUCUGCUGCUGCAGCCUGCUGCACCCUCACCAACCCUCGACACACACAGGUGCCCAUCUCGCAGGCAACAUGGAGAGGGAGGGGAUGCUGGUAUGGUCUAUUUACUACGGGAGAAUUGGAAGUGAGGCCACAGAGAGGCUGCUGGAACGGUUUGGACACGAUGGCAGCUUUCUGCUGAGAGACAGCGAGACCGUGCAGGGGGCCUACUGUCUGUGUGUGAGACGAGCACCGUUUGUGCACACCUACAGGCUCGUGCACUCCACUGACGGCUGGUGUCUUCAGCAGGAUUCAGGAGUCAGACUUCAGAGGUUUCAGACCUUGGAAACACUGAUAGAGAGCUACAGAAGGGGUACAGCCUCUGAUGUCAGUAUAACCCCCCUCACAGACCCUCUGGACAAAACACAGCUACAGUACCCCAGCUUGGGACAAGAGUUUGUCUACAUGGAAACAUGUAGAAGCGGCCGCUCUGUCUAUUGAGGCCAUGCCUUUAGCCCGGCACACCGGCUGACUCCAUUUAUCAGGUGGACAAACAAGAUGGCAGAAACAUGCAGCACAUCAAGAAUCUGUGUUCUGUCUGUCAGACGUUUUAUAUUUAUUUUUUUAAUCAGUGUUUAUGUGGCUUUAGAAUCAGGUUACUUGACAACAAUAUGAAAAAGAGGCCACUGUAGUUUGUGCAAACCAUGUCAGUGUCAAGUAGGUUACGUAUUUCCCCAUGUGGGCCACAUACCGCCAAACUGGUGCCCUUUCCGUCCCCAGGGCAUUAUAUGAAGCUCACUGAAAUGUUUUUACAAAUUGUUGUCCAAGUGAGUGUGGAAACUUUUUUGUUGUUGUUGUUGUUGUAGAAAUACAUGCUAUCACACACUAUCUCUGUUGCUGUAGUUUUAUUUCAACAGACCAUGUGUGGUCCGUCUGUGCGUGCGGGGGAGGCUGUGUUUGCCUGUCAGUACUAAAAUGGGUUUCAAACUAGUGGCCAGGUCAUCUGUGUGCAUUAUGAUUUUUUUUGUGCUGCAAAAGAAAGACAUUUUUACAUACUUUAAAAUGUUUUUUUUUUUUUCUACAAACAGACAGAAAAGUUUUAUGCCUUCAUGGGGAAGUCACACUCAGGUACAGUGAUCGUGAUCUGCCUGGUUUGUCUGCACUUAUUUUGUCUAAUCUGAAGCCAACGAGUGUAACGAUACAGGAAAUGUAGCUAUGCAGUAAAGGUAGAUGUGAAACAGUGGGCACACUCAUUUUUCUCCAUGUGACUUUACGUAUUCAUUUUUGCAACAGAAGGUUCUUCUCAUUCACUGUGAUAUCCGACCUACAUUUUUGGGUCUUACAACAAGCUCCUACUGAUCCACUGCUCAUGUAGACAUGGUCAAGACACCCUGCUUAAGUUCGAACCCAGCAUCAGAAUGGGGAAGAAAGGGGAUUUAGGUGACUUUGAACGUGGCAUGGUUGUUGGUGCCAGACGGGCUGGUCUGAGUAUUAUUGGCUUUUCGUGGGGGUUUUUUGUGUCUGUUUUUAAUCUGUUAUUGUCCUGUUUAGGCUCCCGUAAAGAGUGUUCUCACUGGACCACCCUGUGUACAUAAAUGUUGAAUAAAUGAAAUGACUUUAAAUAAACACGUGAAAAUAUA
This is a messenger RNA of Epinephelus moara (kelp grouper), 2149 nucleotides long. Its product is annotated as SH2 domain-containing protein 1A-like. The coding region runs from base 474 to 1010 and encodes 178 amino acids. Lineage: Eukaryota; Metazoa; Chordata; Actinopteri; Perciformes; Serranidae. The transcript is spliced from 4 exons. The record is from RefSeq and is a predicted model, not a curated record.